AUGCUCAGACUUUGGGCCGUGGAGGCAGCGACGGGUCGCGCCAUUUCCGGGGUGAGUAUCGAGGGAGUCGAGGCAGGGGUGGGGACGGUCGAGGUGGCGGCGCCAGAGGUGGUCGCGGAGGUGGCGGCCAAGCUGAAUCACGGAACGGGCGAUUCUGCGCUCCCGGAUACGGCCACUCGUCAACUCGAAAAUCAAAUCCAGGACAAUGUGAGACUCGAACAAAAGAAGACAUCUCCUCUUGUAGCAAGGCUGCCCCUCCGGCCGGGCUUUGGCACUCAAGGACGAGAAGUAUUGCUAUGGACAAACUAUUUCCAGUUGGUGUCCUAUGGCGGCCUGCUUCUCCACCGCUACGGCCUUGACAUAUCUCCAGAUCAAGCAGGGAGACGGCCGGCGGGAAAAAAGGUUCGCCGGAUCAUCGAACUGCUGCUUGAAGAACACCUUGGUCAAUACAGUCCGGGGAUCGCCACAGAUUUCAAGACGAAUCUUAUUAGUUCGGCUGAGCUUGACAUUGACCAAGGCGCGUAUACCAUCGUUUACCGGACGGAACACGAGGACGAACCCGAACCCAAUGCGAAACGCUAUCGUGUCCGCUUGUUGCGUACGGCUUCGUUGACAGUCUCUGAGCUACUGGAUGAGCUAACUUCAACGAGGGCCGGAACGUUGCUUGGAUCCAAGGAAGAGAUCAUCCAAGCCUUGAACAUUGUCGUCGGACACCACCCCAAAGCAGCUUCACAGGUCGCGUCCAUCGGAUCCAAUCGGCACUAUGCGUUGAACGCCGCUGCUUCCGAUAGAAUGGCACUUGGCGCGGGCCUCGCAGCGAUUCGCGGGUUCUUCAUCAGCGUUCGAGUCGCAACUGGCCGACUCCUCGUCAAUGUCCAAGUCAAGCACGGAGCCUUCUAUGAAGAGGGUCCCCUCGAACAACUGAUGGCAGCCCAUCUAGCGAGCACCGGCAACAGCAAAGCGAAACUUGCAAAAUUUGUUAAGAAGCUUUCCGUCAAUGUCACUCACAUCAUCAGGAGAAACAGAAGGGGUGAUCAGAUUCCCAGGAUCAAGAGUAUUUCCGGGCUUGCCACACGGCGUGACGGUGUUGGUUUGCUCCACCCACCGAUUGUCCCUGAAUUAGGGGCGGGGUCGAAAGGUGUUAUGUUCUGGCUGGAGAGCUCGGCCGAAGGGUCGUCAUCUGCCCAACAAGGAGGUGGCGUGGGCGGCAAGAAGGGCAAGAAGCCAGCUAAGGCUGAUCCGAAGCCUCCUCCGCAAGGCAGAUACACCAGUGUCUAUGACUACUUUCGCUCAGAAUACAACAUCGUCAUCACAAAACCAGCCCUACCAGUAAUCAACGUCGGUACUCUCGAGAGACCAUCCUAUUUGCCCGCCCAAGUCUGCCAUGUCAUUGCUGGCCAGGCUUCCAACGCGCAAUUGACUCCCGCUCAGACACAACAGAUGAUCCGUUUUGCUGUCCGAGGACCAGCACAGAAUGCACAGUCGAUCGUCACUUCGGGCGCGCAGAUGUUGACGGCCAACAACCCGACACUUGACGCAUUCGGAAUCGGCACCACCCCAAGAUUGAUGACUGUCCCGGGGCGUGUGUUGAAUUCGCCAAGCGUGCGGUACGGGGCGCAACAAACGAUCUCUACAAGAUUCGGCAGCUGGAACAUGGUUCGGGUUCAGUUUACCACCAAAGCCGACUUAAAGUCCUGGACGUACCUCUGGAUCUCCACAGAAGCGACCAGAGAUCCAUGGAGCCAUGAAGGGGAGCUGCAAACCUCAGUCAUCGCUCUAACUUCCAAGCUACGCGAGUUGGGCAUGGCUUGUAGCGACUGCACGAGAGGCCUGCAUAUCACAAUCGCUCCCAACACUAUUGAGUCAACUAUCGACGAAGCACUCCACCGAUUCACAUCCACUCCGGAGAGGGAGCCUCCGAAGCUCGUUCUUGUCAUCCUACCAUAUGCCGACGGUCCAAUCUACAACCGCGUGAAACACGCGUGUGACGUCAGGGAAGGACUCAUCAACGUUUGCGUCGUAGCUUCGAAGUUCGCAAGGAAGAACGAGCAAUACCUCGCCAACGUGGGCCUUAAGUUCAACCUGAAGCUUGGUGGUCUGAACCAGAGCCUGGAACCAUCGAAACUAGGCAUCUUGUCCGAGGGCAAGACGAUGGUUGUCGGAAUCGACGUUACCCACCCGUCUCCCGGGUCUUUGGCGACCGCUCCUAGCGUGGUUGGCGUCGUGGCCUCUGUUGACAAAUGGCUCGGUCAGUGGCCGGCGGCGUUGGCCAUCCAGACUGCCCGAAAGGAGAUGGUGUCCGGUCUGAAAGCCUUGAUGGAAUCGCGUCUGCGCAUGUGGAAAAAGCACAAUGGCACGUACCCCGAGAACAUCCUGAUAUACCGCGACGGCGUCUCCGAGGGACAGUACAAUCUGGUACUUGACCAGGAGCUGCCUGAGAUCCGUUCAGCUUGCACGGCCUUGUAUCCCGUGUCGAUGACGAAGAAGGGCAUCCCACGCAUCACCAUCAUCAUCGUCGGCAAGAGGCACAACACACGUUUCUAUCCCACCAGGGCGGACCAGGCGGACCGCUCUUCCAACCCGCAGAACGGAACCGUGGUCGACCGUGGUGUGACGGAGGCACGGAACUGGGAUUUCUUCAUGCAAGCACAUACGGCGAUUCAGGGCACAGCAAGGCCGGCACACUACUACGUUAUCUUUGACGAGAUCUUCCAAGCGCGCAAAGUCCAGCAGGCGCCUUUCGAAAAUGCAGCCGACGUGCUCGAAGACCUGACACACAAUAUGUGUUACCUCUUUGGAAGGGCGACUAAGGCUGUCAGCAUCUGUCCGCCGGCCUACUAUGCGGAUCUGGUGUGUGAACGCGCAAGAUGCUACUUGAGUGGGUUAUUCAGCCCGUCUGUCACCAGCUCGGCGGGUAGCAUGGCGGAAGGCGAGGAGGCCCCUUUGCGUGAGCCGGACUCGGCUUCGGUGACGAUCCAUCAAAAUGUGCGCGACACCAUGUUCUAUCUCUGA
Molecule: messenger RNA, 3012 nt
Organism: Cladophialophora carrionii CBS 160.54
Lineage: Eukaryota; Fungi; Ascomycota; Eurotiomycetes; Chaetothyriales; Herpotrichiellaceae
Exons: 4
Coding region: 1-3012 (1003 amino acids)
Molecular function (GO): RNA binding; protein binding
Source: RefSeq, a predicted model, not a curated record